Molecule: messenger RNA, 966 nt
Organism: Hibiscus syriacus
Lineage: Eukaryota; Viridiplantae; Streptophyta; Magnoliopsida; Malvales; Malvaceae
Product: probable prolyl 4-hydroxylase 7
Exons: 7
Coding region: 19-939 (306 amino acids)
Biological process (GO): peptidyl-proline hydroxylation to 4-hydroxy-L-proline
Cellular component (GO): endoplasmic reticulum
Molecular function (GO): iron ion binding; L-ascorbic acid binding; procollagen-proline 4-dioxygenase activity
Source: RefSeq, a predicted model, not a curated record
UCCCAAUUUCAUUUUCCCAUGGAUUCUCGGCAUUUUCUCGGAUUCUCUCCUCUCAUUUUCCUUCAUUUGCAUUUGACUUCGGCUGAGAUUAAUGGAUCGGUUAUUAAAAUGAAGACAGGAUCUUCGUCGGUUCCGUUUGAUCCCACUCAUGUUACUCAACUCUCAUGGCAUCCUAGGGCUUUCAUUUACCAAGGAUUUUUGACGAGUGAAGAAUGUGAUCACCUUAUUACUCUGGCUAAGGAUAAUUUAAAGAAAUCAAUGGUGGCAGAUAAUGAAUCAGGUAAAAGCGACGAAAGUGAAGUUCGAACCAGCUCCGGCAUGUUUCUGAGGAAAGCUCAGGAUGAAGUAGUUGCUGAUAUUGAAGCAUGGAUUGCGGCAUGGACCUUCCUUCCAAAAGAGAAUGGAGAGUCCAUACAAAUACUACACUAUGAGCAUGGUCAGAAGUAUGAGCCACAUUUCGACUAUUUUCAUGACAAGGCUAACCAACAGCUGGGUGGUCAUCGUAUUGCCACUGUAUUGAUGUAUUUGUCUGAUGUUGAGAGUGGUGGGGAAACUGUGUUUCCAAAUGCAGAUGGAAAACGUACUCAGAUCAAGGAUGAAAGCUGGUCAGAUUGUGCGAAAAACGGAUUUGCAGUGAAACCACGAAAAGGGGAUGCAUUACUGUUCUUCAGUCUGCAUCCCGAUGCAACCACAGACAAAAAGAGUUUGCAUGGAAGUUGCCCAGUGAUAAAGGGUGAGAAAUGGUCAGCAACAAAGUGGAUCCAUGUGAGGGCCUUUAGUAAAUCGAGAAGGCGAUCUUCAAUGGGGGAUUGUGUUGAUGAGAAUGAGAGCUGUCCUGCCUGGGCGAAGGCCGGUGAAUGCAAAAGGAACCCUAAUUACAUGGUGGGUACGGAUGCCUCUCCUGGGUAUUGUAGAAAGAGCUGUAACGUAUGCUCCUAGAAAGCGGCCUUUCGGGGGCAAUUUCCG